Molecule: messenger RNA, 309 nt
Organism: Pieris macdunnoughi
Lineage: Eukaryota; Metazoa; Arthropoda; Insecta; Lepidoptera; Pieridae
Source: the annotation of a GenBank genome assembly
AUGGCCGUGGCUUUUGGACAAUUAACAAAUGUUUUGGGUCAAAGGCAGAAUGAAAAUAUACCUGCUAACAAAGACGAUGAUUGCGAUCUAUACGCAAAAUUAUUGGCUAUAAAGCUACGUGAACUGUCAACUGAUGAACGAAAAAUUAUGAUGUACCAAAUAGAUGGGUUGUUUAUAAACAGAAUCAGUCAAAAAUCAAAUGAGCGUCAUAACACCAUACCCUCAAUAUUAUUCUCGACCGUCGUCAAUGGCUGGUGCAUAUUCAACACCAUCUCCUCAAGUCAUUCCGAGUCGGCCAACAUCAGUUAA